Messenger RNA from Magallana angulata, 1702 nucleotides. RefSeq lists its product as uncharacterized. NCBI's taxonomy places the organism in Eukaryota, Metazoa, Mollusca, Bivalvia, Ostreida, Ostreidae. The transcript has 11 exons. The coding region runs from base 42 to 1424 and encodes 460 amino acids. The record is from RefSeq and is a predicted model, not a curated record.
GCAGAAUAUUUGAAAUAGUACACAGCAGACGAAGUCUAAAUAUGAAGAUUUUAUUUUUUUUUCUGCUGAUGUGGACAUUUUAUUUUGGUACAGAUACAAAACGGACAUUGCGAGAAGAAUAUGAUAACAGACCUUUUGACAAGACAAACACAAAGGCAUGGUCAGACAAAGGUGUAGUCAAAGCGAUUGGGGAGGUGAGGCGUAUUGGCAAUUCCAAAAUUGUGUCUGUAACGUGUCGUCUAGACCCCACCAAAUUUAAGAUGGUGAAAUUUAUCGUAUGGUGGGUCAUGUUGUGGCGACCCAAAACCGCUAAAACUUACGGUCUCAUUGCAGCUUCAGACUUGAACGAUAUGCCUGUCAUGGGUAGAAAUAACCUAAGAUGGGAGAAAAGGAACAAUCUUGUGACCAAUCUGAAACCUCAUUUAGUAUGUGCUGUCGAAAACAUGAACUCGGAGAUAUACAUGAAACGAAACAACAGGGAUGAUUACCUGCGCAUGUACUUUAUCAUGGAUAAGUGCGACCCCCCGGGGGUGUUCCGCUGUGAGGCGUUGAUCAGGACGCAUAACAAUCCACGGGCAGAAAUGCCUAUUCGUAGAGAAUUCGAUGCCGAAACGACUAAGGAAGGAAAAGUGGAAUCAACGUGUGAAAAGAAUCAAUUUAAGGACCUCGCUCGAAACUUCAUGGAGAUCUAUGACUCCCUACCCGGGUUUUACAUGGAUUCAAUGGAACAUGCUUUUCUCAUGACAGAUGAGGAAAAGGGAGACCCGAAGAAGUGGCGAAGCGAGGGUGGAUACACAAAAAUGCACGCCAAAUUCAUCGAGGAUAAGGAAAAGAACAUGAAAUAUAUGGAGUUAACAUGUAAAGUUAAUAUUAGGAAAAUAAAAAAAACUGUCGACUCUGUUGAAGCAUUCUACAUUUUUUACCAGCCCGACGAGGAGUGGCCCAAUGCACGGAUACUGCUCGCCGGACUGUUGAGAAUUAAGGGAAUGUGGGCGGAUCCCUACAGAGUCCGGAUGUUUCCGGAGCUGCGCAUGUUACUGGAUAAACACAAAGGCAUGGCCUGGAGGGGGAAUUUAGGCAAUGGAAAAAAGGCAACAUUUACAAUUGUUGUACCAUUGAAGUUAUGCCAAACUCUAAAGGGAGCAUUCCAGUGUCAGGCGGCGGUGGAAGCCCCGAAUUUGUCUAAAAAGAAAAUAACGAUGGUCAGAGGAUGGCUUAAAUUAGGAGACACCCCAUUUUCAACUGGCAGCAAGAAAUGCAGACUAGAGAAACUUAAAGGCAAAUCAGUUUUAUGUCGUAACUUCUUCCCUUAUUUUUAUAAUUUAUUUCAUUUAAUAUGUUAUCUACACACCUGUAUAAUGCAAGAAGUAGAGAUAAAAAAAAAAUGCUAUAUAAAAUCAAUAUGGUUUACUUUAUAUGAGUAGCUAUUGUUUAAGUAACCACUGCACACAUGUAUGUUUAACACUCCAAGCAAUGUAUAUUGUAUAUAUUGUUUUGUGAGGUACUAAACACAAGUAUAUGUGAGGUUUCUUGAUGUUAAUUUACAGUAUAUUUUCAAUGACGGUUCAGGUAACCGAACCAGAACAAGUGGGGGCCGUGCCGUCAUACGGUUAGUGAACAAGAAAGAGAAGGAGGGGUUCUUCGGGGAUCGUGCCAUCAUUGGCGGCAUUUGUGGCAUCAUUGUGUUGGGGGUGGCAGGAUG